ACGACUACGACGACAACUUCUACGUCGGCUACGAACCACGUCGAGUACGUCGACGUUCUCGCGCACAUUUUAUUCCUCAGUCUGCAACGGAACUUCGUCGUUGUAACUUCGUACCAUUAAUUAUUGUUGUUAUUGCUCGUUGACGUUUUUGUUUUUAAUCCUUCGUGAUUCGCGUAAUUCUUUUUUUUUUCUUUAUAUUUUUUUUUUCCUCUCUCUCACUUUCCCAAUUUUUGACAUGAUUUACCCUAAUUGAUUGAUUUCAUUCCUGGUAUUGUAAAUAGGUCGUAUCAAUUGUUAAAUCAUAUCAAAUGACGUAUUAGUGAUGGUGUUAUUGAUUUGAUAUAUUUUCAAAGAAAGUUAGUGUAAUGGUGGUGAUGGUGGUGAUGAUAAUUACCGGUGACAGUCGACUACUCGAUGACAUGAGAAAUUAAUGAGAUCAUCUGGAGAAAUCGAUGUCACACUAAACACUUCGUUCAUCUAACUCAGUCGUCUCAUUUAUAUAUUUUUUAUUUAUUUACUUUUCUAUUUGACGCGUUUUAAAAGAAUAUAUUUUCUUCAUGUAUAAUCUAAUCUAACGAAUGUGGGAAGAAAACAGAUAUGGAAUAUACCAGGAGAUUCAAUAUAAUGAACGUUCAUGGGAAAAAUCGAGAUUUGAAAAGAAAAAGAACAAGGUGGAACAAAGGGAAUGUGGAAUAUUGAAGUUAAAAGUUUUGGAAAUGCCGGUACCAUCACCAUCACCAUCACCACCGGUAAUUUCCAAUUGGAAAAACGAGGCUGAGUUUGAAUCUGUCAGCCAAAUUCGAAGGACGACAUUUGAUUGUUCAUCGAAAGGGGAAACGCGAAUUUAACAACAAUAUGAUGAUGAUGAUGUGCAAGCCUAAAUUGUCGCGCUUAGUCGAGUGCUUUUGUAGUAGACCCGGUAUUGUUUUACUAAUUCUUCCGUGUCUAGUACUUGUUACGUUAUAUCUUGUUUCCGAAGAUAACAUCGAUUAUACGAAUUUUCAAUAUCCGUCCUACAAAUUCUACAACGAUACUAAUGGUACGAUGGACGGUUUCCUAGUAUGGAAUCCAAAAUGUCAUAUGUUAUCGAAGGACGCCUUAGAUCCGUCCAUCGUAAAGUUCAUUAAAAGGGAAAAGUUCGAGGCGUGUUUUAAAGAAAAAUUAUACACGCGAAUAUCGAAAGGUGCUAACGAUACCGUGACCCUUCUCCUAGAUCCAAAAGUCAUGGCUAAUCAUAAAAAUAUGAAUUGUUGUUGGUCGCCAGUAAUCAGACCGAUCUUUGAUAAUCCGAUAAAGCAUAAAUUCGAUUCAAUGAUUACAGUUAAACAAUGUGAAAGUUUGAAAAUGCAAGCAACGAUACCGGACGACGUUGAAGUUGUAUUGGUCACUUGUAAAACAAAAACGAAGAAAGGAAAAACGUUGACCAAUUACGAAAACGUUCAUGCCAUUUUGAAUCCACGGAAAGUCAAUGAUCGUUUGGAUAACCUGACAACAACGAAUAACAAUGUAACUUAUGGUCCCAUGAGAAAAUUGAGUAUUCUAGUUCUCGGUAUUGAUAGUGUAAGCCGAUUGAAUUUUCAAAGGAGCAUGCCAAAAACAGAAAAGUAUCUACGUGAGACAGGUUGGAUCAAUUUAAAGGGAUACAACAAAAUGGGGGACAAUACUUUUCCAAACUUGAUGGCUAUUUUAACCGGUCAAAAUCAAGAACAAGCUCGUACCAGAUGUAAACCUUCCGAAGCAUACAAACUCGAUCGUUGUCCAUUUCUUUGGUAUAAUUUUCGCAAUGCAGGAUACGUCACUGCAUACGGCGAAGAUGAAACCGCAUUGAACACGUUUAAUUAUCUAAAAGUAGGUUUUGUUCAACCACCUACAGAUUAUUAUUUACGACCUUACAUGUUGGCAAGUGAAAAACUUCUUAAAUCGAAAAACAGAUUUAAUUUGAAGUAUUGCACCGGUCCCGAAACAAGUUUCGAUAGGAUAUUUAAUUAUGCUAUGGACUUUGCCGAAACUUUUGUCAACGUACCAUACUUUGGAUUUUUUUGGACCAAUACUAUAAGCCACGAGAACGUUAAUGAAUUAUCAUCGAUGGAUUCUCAGAUAUAUCAAAGAUUGAAUACUCUUCAAAAAGAAGGUGUACUUAACGACACGAUGAUUGUUUUCUUGAGUGAUCACGGCAUGCGUUGGGGUAGUCUCAGAGAAACGUUUGUUGGUUGGUACGAAGAAAGAUUACCUUUUAUCUAUAUAUGGUUACCUGAUUGGUUCCGUAACGAAAAUCCUGACGCUUAUCAGGCUUUAAAAAUAAAUGAAAAUCGUUUGACAUCACCUUUUGAUCUUUAUGAAACGUUCAGAGAUAUUUUGUUAACAUCUGGCGGAGAUGCCGAUGUUUCUCCAGGUUGUCCAAGCUGUUACAGUUUGUUCGAGCCAGUACCAAGAUCAAGAUCUUGUCAGGAUGCUGCAGUUGCACCACACUGGUGUGCCUGUACUGCAUUCAGAACGACUAGUCCCGAUGAUAAAAUCGUUCUAGGGGGUGUUGACAGUUUUUUAAAUCACAUGGAAAAUAUCGUUAAGGAUUACAAGGAUAAGAAUGGUAAAAGAUUGUGCGCCAAAUUGAAAUUGAAAAAAAUACACCGUGUUGAUCAGAUCAUCAAUUUCGAGGAUAAGAAUUCUAUGAGCAUAGGAUAUUUCUGUAUGAUACAAGUUACACCGGGAAACGCUAAAUUUGAGUUUACCGUACGAUACAAUAGCAACGGUAGUUAUACCGUGUCCGAUCAUGAAGUGAGUAGAAUUAAUCUUUAUGCUACUAGUGCCAAGUGUUUGAAUCAUGGUAUGAAACAGUAUUGCUAUUGCGUUAAAUAGUAUUAAAAAUCUUCGAUUCCAUUAUUUUUUAUCUCUAUCCUUGAAAAUAGUGCUCUGUGUUUUUCUUUUUUUUUUUUUUUUUCAAAUUAGAUCUCCAAUAUUUACUAAUUCUAAGCGUUUUAAUAAACGUUAACGUAACAGUUACGUAAAAAGCUCAGGAAACUUGCGGGAAGGUCGUUCGAAUAUUAUAUUUUAUUCAUAAUUAUCGUAUAACAAUUGGAGACAAUUUAUAUUUAAUGAACUCUUGAAUUGAUUAUUAUUUUCAUAUUUAUUUAUCAUUUUAAAUGAUGAAUUAAUUAUCAUUUUGAUCUUAUACAACGAAGUAUAUAUUAUAAAACAGAAAAAAAACUUAAAGUUCGAAUAGUAAAAUCAAAUGGCAUGAUAUAUUAUUUUAUGUUUAUAUUUCAAAAAUUAAAAAGAGAAAGAGAAAAUAUUCCAAGAUAAAUUGUAAAGAUAUGAUAAACGCAAAUCGUGUAAUUAAUUUUCAAUUAUUUUUCAUUAUCCUUCACUUUUCUAAAUUUUAAUACGAGAGGCCUACAAAUGUAAAUAAUA
Messenger RNA from Polistes canadensis, 3408 nucleotides. RefSeq lists its product as uncharacterized. The record is from RefSeq and is a predicted model, not a curated record. Lineage: Eukaryota; Metazoa; Arthropoda; Insecta; Hymenoptera; Vespidae. Bases 856 to 2856 code for a protein of 666 amino acids. The transcript has 8 exons.